AUGACGUCGCCCAUGGAGAGCCUUCCAGUUGAGCUCUUUGACAUGAUUGCUGCUCAUCUCAGUCUAUCAGAACACCAAACCCUCCGUCUGACUUCACGGCGGUUACACCAUCUCGUCCAUACAAAAUUUGUUUGGCUCGCCUUCUCUGAGCAAAGCACUACUCUCGGUCCGUCUUCAUUGGACCGCCUCAUCAAGGUGUCGAGCCAUCAAGGUUUCCGCGAGGCUGUUAAGAUUCUCCACAUCCGGCUACUGAACCAAGAAGAAUACGAAAUAUUAAACACCAUAAAGCGCGUGGGUCGCUUCCCUCCCCCGAAACGGUUCCCCAGAACAUCGGGAAUCAAAGACAAGCACAUCUUCGACGAGGCAACGACAUUUGACUACGUGAUGAAGAACGAGCAUCCAACACGGCUGUACGAUGGGCUUACCAGAGUUUUGAAAAAUUUGCCUCGGCUGAAAAGCGUCAGCUUCAGUGCGAAGACGUCCGCGCCCUCUGUAUGGGAGCUAGGUGCGGAAGCCGACCAUGUAUUUCGAAGCAGGUGCUUUGAAGCCGUCACGCAUGCUAUAACCCACAGCAGGGUCAAGUUGGACGAGUUCAGCAUGGCCAGAAGAAAACGCCGCAGGAUAUUUUACAAACAGGCGGAUGUGUCAUUCGUAGCGUUCCAUCUAGGUCCGCAACUCCAAGCGCUGCAGCUGUGCUUCUCCAACCUCCAGUCUCUCACGCUAUCCAUCAUUACCGGAUAUGGCGCACCACGCCCGGAUGGCUGGACCAACAGAAUUUGUGGCUUCAUCGCCGCCGCACCCAAGCUGAAGAACUUGACCUUGAGUUUAGAUCGCAUCGACAGGUUGUCCCAGUACAGCUGCGCCACGGUAACAUGUUUGGCCGCUUCCUGUCGACUAUCGUAUCUCGAAAAAUUUGAGCUUGUAAACUGCGCAGCGCAUGGAAAAGAUCUAAUCGAACUCAUCCGCGCCCACUCGUCAUCGCUACGACACAUUGUCGUUUCCAACAUUCGCCUGGUAACGAGCAAAUGGUGUCUUACAUUGGAUGCUGUCAAAACAUGUCCACAGCUGAAGUAUCUGCAGCUCGUCGCACUUGAAGACCGGUGGACACGCAUUACGACCGGAAGGCAAUAUCAGGAUCGCGUGCAGCUUGCAUGGGACGUUCGAAAGGACAAUCAAAACAUAUCUGACUGGCUGCUUGCGAUCAAUGACGAUAAUCACUACGAUUGA
Molecule: messenger RNA, 1227 nt
Organism: Exserohilum turcica Et28A
Lineage: Eukaryota; Fungi; Ascomycota; Dothideomycetes; Pleosporales; Pleosporaceae
Exons: 1
Coding region: 1-1227 (408 amino acids)
Molecular function (GO): protein binding
Source: RefSeq, a predicted model, not a curated record